CCACUCUACACACAACACAACACGUCAAAACCCAACCCACCCACACGAACAAACAAAAAAAACCAUGACCAACAAUCCCCACGACCACCCGGACCCCGACCCCGACCCCAACCUCGAAACAGACAUCGACCCCGCCCUCGCCGCCGCAAUGGGCUUCUCCGCAUUCGGCUCCCAGCGCGCGCCCAAACGCAUGCGCUUCUCCGUCGACGACGGCCCGGGCGCAGACAGGCAUGAGAAUAGGCACAGGCAUAGGCAUAAGCAGACCACCAAGACGGGUGCGAAUGCUGUUGCUGUGGGUGUGCGGAGGGGUGGUGGUGGUGGUGGUGGUGAUGCUACUGCGUCUGCGACUGCGACUGCGACUACGACUGCGACUGCAGGCGGAGGGAACGGGGAUGGGGAUGGGGAUGGGAAGGGGAUAAGGAUUGGAGGUGUUGUCAGCGGUGGUGCUGGGCGGUGCAAUCAGGAUGAGAUUGAUCUGGAUCUUGACCUGGAUGUGGAUGCGCUUGAGGACGCGCCUGAAGAUGGUGCUGAGCGAGAGCGAGGCGAGGACACGCUUCUUCCGCUGCAGGGCACGACGACGAGCACCACCACAACAUCAGCGUCGACGCCAACGACUACGACAACCACAGCUGGUACAGCAGCAGCAGCAGCAGCAACAACAGCAGCAGCAACAUCAACAGAAACAGCAACAACAGCACACCCCCCCAAACCCCCACCCCCCAAGAAACGCACCGCAGCACCCGCAUCCAGCCUCGCCGCCUUUCUCGCCAGGGCACACGCGAGCAAACCCCGUGGUCGGGAACCUACCGCCACCAGCACCACACAAGCCCCAGUUCCAGACGCAGAAUCAACAUCACAAACACAACCAAACCUCCCCCAACGCCCACCACCACACCUCUCCCAUCCUACACAACUCACGCAACCACUCACGCAACCACACAACCCCACCCCCACCCCAACCCACAGAGAGCACAACAACAACAACAACAACAACACAUCAAUACCACCAACCCACCGCCUCUCAGACCUAACCAGCAACCAGCUCGCCGCGCUACGCAAAGGGGUACGCAACGAGCACGGCGAUGUAGAGUAUUUCUUGCCUGGGUUUAUUGGGGAUCCGUGGGGGUGAUUAGCUUUGUGGGUUUAGGGAUUUAGGGCUUUGUGGGAUUGUGGGAUUAUAACAGAUUAUGGAUGAUGGAUGGUGGAUGAUGGAUGAUGGAUGGUGGAUGAUGGAUGAUGGAUGGUGGAUGAUGGAUGGUGGAUGGUGGAUGACGGGGUCGAGGAGAGGGAGAGAGGGACUGGGGACU
Molecule: messenger RNA, 1307 nt
Organism: Pseudovirgaria hyperparasitica
Lineage: Eukaryota; Fungi; Ascomycota; Dothideomycetes; Acrospermales; Acrospermaceae
Exons: 1
Coding region: 65-1129 (354 amino acids)
Source: RefSeq, a predicted model, not a curated record